Meira miltonrushii is the source of this 1909-nucleotide messenger RNA. Its product is annotated as chondroitin AC/alginate lyase. NCBI's taxonomy places the organism in Eukaryota, Fungi, Basidiomycota, Exobasidiomycetes, Exobasidiales, Brachybasidiaceae. The transcript has a single exon. The record is from RefSeq and is a predicted model, not a curated record. The coding region runs from base 43 to 1896 and encodes 617 amino acids. Gene Ontology annotation, molecular function: lyase activity. Gene Ontology annotation, cellular component: periplasmic space.
CUGACUCUCUUUACCCCCUGACACCAUCAUCGAUCUCUCACGAUGUUGAUUAAAAUUUCUACCCUCCUUCUUUGCGGCUUCUUGGCGUUUGCGAAUAUAUGUGCGGCUGAUAACGAUAUUGUAAUCUCUCUCACAACUUCUAUCGGCAACCUUUUCUCAACGCCAUAUAAAGACAUUAAUGAUAUGCUAUCCGAUACUCAACAAAUCGACUUGGAUAGGGUGGACUGGGUGGUUCCUGAAAGCCUUGUACGACUACGACAAGCACCCGAUCAAUUGAAGGAGCUGGCUGCUGUUCUAGAAAACCUCAAAUUUCUGACAGAAACGUACGACAAAUUGGGUGGCCCUUGGACUGUGACAAACAAGAGUCCAUUAGUAGUUCCUGAUGGAGACGUCCACCAGUAUACGAGCUGGGCAAGGUACUUCUGGCCCGUCAAUAGCACAAUACCAAAUAAAUCAUCGAACAUGCAGAAACGAAGGAUGAAGCGUGAUACGACCGAUAACAAUGACAAAGCAAGUGGAUUUGCGACCACAAACACCACUUCAACUCCAGAGAACUCAAAGAAGGUUGAAACACCUGAUUCCAGCAAUGACUAUGCUCAGAAACCGGUUGACAAUGGCUUGAGUCAAAACAAAACCUCCUCUGCUAGCGCCGCCAGCAAAGAUCAAAAACAAGACUCUGGUGUAAAGACAGAAAGCAAAGAAACUUCCAAGACUGAAGCAAAGCACAACAACAGUACGCUCGCAAAAGCAGAGACCAAUAAAGCUCCCACCACAGCUGAAGUGGGACAGAACAAGACAUCUCCAGCAGUAGGACAAACUUCGGCACAAGUCAAUGCGACCAAGCCAGUGACUGGUGACACAAGCACGAAUGAAACUUUUCCUGAUUAUUGCGCCAAUCCUGAUGCCGAGCAAGACAAAUUGCUGGUGUGGAAGAAUUGUCCAUACAAAAAUUUUGACGGACAAACGAAUCCAGACAUAGAAUUGCUCAGCGAUCCAACUGUUUUACGAUCUGCUUGCAGAGCAGCUUUUUUGAAUGCAGUUCUGUACGUUUUAACGGGAGAUAUGAAAUAUGGAAAGCGCUCGUCUUUGAUUAUUCGAUACUUCUUCCUUGAUGAAGCAACCGCCAUGAGACCGCAAAUGAAAUAUGGUCAAAUAAUUCGUGGUCCUGCUCGGAAUGGAUCAGAUAAUAAUUGGACGAUUGGUACCUUUCGCGGUCUUGUUGAUUCACGCCAUUUGGUGAAAGCUUGGAAUGCUGUGAUCAUCUUGAGAGAGACGAAAUGUUCGCCUUGGACACAAUCAGAUGAUGCUAAAAUGCGGCAAUGGACACAACAGUUCUCCGAAUGGUUAUUGAAUGAUCUUGACGUCUCAAUCACGGCAAGAAGCAAAAAGAACAAUAUUAAAUCUUGGUGGUACACGCAAGCAAUUGCGUCAAAUGUCUUGAUUGAGAAUCGAAAUAUGACAAAUUCAUUGAUUGAUAAAUAUUUCCUCGAGGAUUUCAUCGGACUUAUUGACGCAAAAGGUGAUCAACCAAAUGAAACGAACCGAACUCGACCUGCUCACUAUCGUGCAUUUGGCAUUGAGCCUAUGAUUGUGAACGCACGUUUGUCAGCCUUUGUUGGUAAGAAUGAAUGGGCAGCAAAGUCAAACGUGUCAACAACCAUCAAUGAUGCGAUCAAAUUUUGCCUCGGUGUUGCAACACAGAACUCCACCAUGGUAGAAAAGGCAGAAUUAGCACCCCACGUUGCUACUGCUUUAGCCGUUUAUGGCGAUACAACCGAUCAACUCUAUCAAAAGUAUUUGGACAAUAAUGAAGCAUACGGAGAUGUGCAAAAGAAUACUACUUGGAGACUUUUUAAUCGACCUGAUGCUUUUAAUGCAACUUUAUACCCUCCUUGAUACCCAUUGCUAC